CCCCCACAGACCAUCAUGAAAACCUUUACCUCCAUUGCUGUCCUUGCUAGUCUCGUGCUCGGCUUCGCCGUGACCUCGGCCGAGGCGAGCCUCAAGCCGACCUCGGUGGCCAAGCGCCAGGCCAGCCUUGACCCAGCGACUCUGCAGUCGAUCAUCAGCAGCGCCGAGGCGAACCCGUCGGCGGCGGCCUCGCUCUUGCCGCUCGCGCAGUCGUACUACAGCUCGAUUGCCGCUGCCGCCUCGGCCAGCCCGAGCAACUCGGCUCUGCAGGAGGAGGUGAGUGUCAUCAGCUCGGCCCUCGCGCAGGCCAGCAGCGCAGGCCUCCUCGCCACCACCACCAGCUCCAGUGCCGCGAUUAUCCCCACCGCCAGCCCGACAAGCAAGAACGCUGCCGUCGCCGUCCAGCAGCCCGCUGCCAUCGCUGCCGUCGCCGCCGCUGCCAUGGGCGCGUUUGUCUACGCCCUCUGAACAGAUCCCAUCCGAGAGUGCAUACAUGGUCCUCGGGGCAUCAAGGCGGGGCUAUAUGAGCGCACGGACGCCCAUGCGUCGCACCUGUUUUCUGUAGACGCCAGGCUUUUAAACAACGCCAGUGUAGAGCGCAAUACAUGCAGUAUGUAACAAAGGUCUAGAACUUCAUUGCUUGUCGUCC
Tilletiaria anomala UBC 951 is the source of this 649-nucleotide messenger RNA. RefSeq lists its product as uncharacterized. The record is from RefSeq and is a predicted model, not a curated record. Bases 16 to 468 code for a protein of 150 amino acids. NCBI's taxonomy places the organism in Eukaryota, Fungi, Basidiomycota, Exobasidiomycetes, Georgefischeriales, Tilletiariaceae. The transcript has 2 exons.